Molecule: messenger RNA, 965 nt
Organism: Thecamonas trahens ATCC 50062
Lineage: Eukaryota; Apusomonadida; Apusomonadidae
Exons: 1
Coding region: 1-957 (318 amino acids)
Source: RefSeq, a predicted model, not a curated record
AUGGACGGCAGCGUGGACGGCGUGCCUGUCGGUGUCGACUGCCUGGCGGCGGCUGGCGAGUCGUGGCGGCGAGCGGAUGCUGGCGCAGACGACGGGUCGGAGGCUGGAGACGACGGGCUUGAUAUUGCUCACCUGGAUGCGGCUUGCGAGUCUUGGCAGCGGGUGGAUGCUGGUGCAGGCGGCAGUGUGGACGGUGCGCCUGUCGGUGUCGACUGCCUGGCGUCGGCUGGCGAGUCGUGGCGGCGAGCGGAUGCUGGCGUGGACGACGUGGCUUGGCCAGACACCCAUGCCGAGCCACACCCCACCACGUCGGACUCGGAUUCUGCCUCCAUCGCUGGCGCCGCUGUCACCGCGGAUAUCUCCGACGUGUUCGAGUCAUCGUCGGGUGCCGCUGACUUUACGGCCGCUGUGGCCUGGUCAGACGACGAGACGCCGCGCCAGGACAAGGCGCUUGCCCCGAGCUCGACUGACCGCCUUGCUGCUGCUGUCCUCGGGUGGCGCAUCCGCGUCGCUUUCUCCUCGACUCGCAUCUCGCAGCUCCUCGUACAGAUCACCGCACUCACUGCUGAGGCGGCUGCCGAGGCAGCUGCCGAUGACACGCCUGCUGACGCCGAGCGCCGCCGCCGGGUGGUGGCGACCAAGAAGGAGAUCCUCUCGGUCCUGCUCACUACGCCGGCUUCGCUUGCCGCCAUCUUUGUGGCCACCCUGCAGCGUGACCGCGCCACGCGCCUCGCCGUCUCCGCCAACACGUCUGCUCCCGACGACGCCUUUCAGCUUGCUCCGUUGCGGCCGUUCUCCUGCGACACCGCUGCCGCGCAGUGGUCGGCGCUGGUCCUCGACGACGACCAGAUCGCCUUUGUCGACUCGCUCGCCCACACCCGCGCCUCCCGCGCCGCACGACUCCAGGAUCUCGCCUCGCUCGCCCACGCCGCGCUCCUCGAUCCACGUCGCGCAUAAAUCGCGAU